AUGUAGUUUAUAAUAAUAAAUAAAAAUCCAUUCAUUUAAUAAAGUUAUUUCAAUUAUCACUUUAUUAUGGAAGCAUAAAUCGGAUUUAAAAUAAUGCCCUACUAAGCUCAAAAUAACUCUUAUGACCUUUUUGCUAAGUACUCAUAAGCUGCUUCAGAUUGGAGUGCAAUUUACAUAUAAAAAACACCAUAACACGCUUUAACUUAUAUUUACACAAAAUAUGAACGAUUUAAGGAAGUUUGCUUAAUGAAAUUCAGAUUUAAUUAGAAAAUCAAAUUCAUCCAAUUAGAUAAUGAGAUAUUUUCUAAGUCCAAUCUUUCUUCUGAAAAUAAAGCUUAGAUUUCUAAGGCUAUGUUAUUUAGUAAUUAUGGGAUUUAAAUUGAAUAAAAUUAGCCAUUGAUGGACACGCUAGGAACAUUGAAUAUUGGUUUGAUAAUGGAGGAUUCUGAAAAACAGUAUGAAUACAUUGUGCCUCAUAAUCUAAUGCAAGGUGGGGAGUGCUAUGAAUCAACAAUUCCCAUCAGAUUUCAGAGACAUGAAACAAAAGUAUUUAGAACUGUAAAGUUGAUUAUUAAUGAUGAAUCCAAGGAUGUAGAUAGUAUCUAUUAGGAUAGAAUUCAUGAAAUCCCUAUAAAUUUCCAUAAUUUAUGA
This is a messenger RNA of Paramecium octaurelia, 651 nucleotides long. The record is from the annotation of a GenBank genome assembly. NCBI's taxonomy places the organism in Eukaryota, Ciliophora, Oligohymenophorea, Peniculida, Parameciidae.